UGAAGUAACGUUUGAUUGUAAACAAUAUUGUAAACAUGACGGAUUUUAGAAAUUGGUUACUUUGUAAGAGUGCCGAAAAUAUGGGCACGAUUACUUUACGUGGGGUGUAUUCUAAGUAUGCCUAAGGCGACCGCUUAUCCGCCAAGCAAACUAAAGCAGUGGGAGAAGGAGCGGCGGGAGCGACUGAACGCUUGUUUCCGGGACCUGGCGAGCGCGCUGCCCGGCCACGACCCGGCGGUGACGCUCAGCAAGGUGCAGAUCCUGCAGCGGGCGGCCGAGUGCAUCCGGGCGCUUCGCGGCGAGAACCAGACGCUGGUGGACUCCGGCGCGGGCGACGCUGGCGCACGGCAGCUGCAGGCCCUGAGGCUGCGCUCGGACGGGCUCUUGCGCCGAGUGGAGCAGCUGGCGGGGCUGCUGCGAGAUGCGGGCAUCGCCGUCCCCUCGGCCGUCCCCGGCCGCGCCGAGCCGUUCCGCGAGCGCCAGCUCAAGUGGGACGGCAAGAUCCGGCCCGAGGACGCCCCACUGCUCCAGGAGAGGGCCAAGAAUAAAAAACUGGAAAACAAGAAGGUCCAGAAGUGGAAGAAAAAAUCGGCAUGCGACAGUCCCAGCACAGCUGUCGAGUCGAAGCAGGUGAGGACCAAAGGUUCGGCGCAGAGGCGAAAAAUGUCCGGGAAAUCGAGCACCUCGCGCUGCCCGUCCAAAGCCGACCGAAUCCAGCCGCCGAGGAAGCAGGGCGGCCUUUGCGCGAGGGACGAGAAUGCCCCGCCCACCUCCGCUGCGAGGGGGGGUGGCACGGUCGUCUGCACCGCGUCGGUCGCAAGCAUUCCGGCCGACGUCGGGGCCUCGGGCGCCAGCCGCGGCAAGAUGGUGGUGUCGGUCACCAGCUCCAACCUGCUGGCUGCCCCGGUGGCGAGUCCCGGCGUGGCGGCGCGUCCGGGCCCCACUCUGGUGCCCGGGACCAUCAUAUUCACCAGCGGCAGCAUCGUUCCCGUCCUGCCCGCCAUCACGGGCCCCGCUCCCUACCUCGUCAGCGCCGACCACCGCCCGCCCGUCGUGGUGGUGCAGAAGAACGCCCCACAACCCACCCACAAGAGGGGCAAGACCUUCCCGCUGCUCAUACCCAAGAGGAGGACGGACGCAGCGAGGGCGAAGUUCCCCAACAAGGUUGCCAUCUCCGCCUCGGCCUCGAGCUUCCUGCCCCUGCAGGCACCGUCGCAGAGUGUCGCGGUGGUGGACGCACCUAUGCCGCAGACAAACGCUGCUCGUGCGGCCUCCAGCAACGAGAAGCCUGCGGGGAGCAUGAAGCGACGCCAGGUUCCCGCGACGCCGAAGGCUGCUCACAAGCGGGACGAAUCGGUCAAAAAACGUGCUGAUAGCAAUGUUGACACAAGACAAGUAUUAGAGACUUGUCAAUCUGCUGAUUGUGUCAUGGCUAGUAAGAGCUCGGGGAUUUCUGAGAUUCUGGCAGCAAAGUCAGCUGAGCGAGAUGAAAAAGCCAUAGUAGCCUCUACGACACAGUCUGUCAUAAAUGAUUCAAAAGUAACGAAAAAUCCGAAGGAAAACGGGAAGAGAAGGAACGUACAAAAGUGUUCACGCCAAAAUGUACACAACAGAAAAACCAAGAAGAGAAUUUGUAAAGAAAAUGCAAAUGAUGUCAAAGUUGAAAGCAAAAAGAUGAGGUUUUCUGAGAUGUCGGCUACUUGUGGGGAAAGUUCUGAAACUGUAAAUGUUAAGCCAGCAAGGAGUGACAAAGUACCAGAGUCUGGUAUAGCAUUAGUUUCCGCUACUGAUGCAGAAAAGAUCAUGUCUACCUCCAGCACAACACUUCCACACGUAGAUAGCGGUAGCACGGUGUCCUCUGAUAAGGUCAGUGAUUCACUUCAAUCAUAUUUCGACUCUGCAGAGUCAGAGAAAUUGUCGCAGGUCGCUGGACAGCACGUCUGUAUCCAAGAUAGUAUCGCUCUAUCUGACAGUACCAGGGCACUUGGAAACACUGACUUGACCAGAGACCUUACAGAGACCAGUGUUAACGUUGUCUGUAAUGUGGCUCAAGACGUCCACAAUGGUGGCAGUCCUACAGUUAAAACUCCCUCUUCUGAUACUCUGGUCAAAGCAUCAAUCAAUUCUGAGGAUCAAGCAUUUUGUGAGGUAAACUCAGCAAGCAGUGCGAUUCCCAGUCGUGUAGAUAUUGAGUUGCAAGAAAAGUUGAGUGUAAUACCUGAGAACAGUGCAAAUAUUAGCCAGGUUGACUCGUCAAAAGAUGAGCCAAACUCUAAUGUUAGGGACAGCACACUAGAAAUCUCAGAGGAAUCACUUUCUGUUUGUGAGAGAGAUGUAAAUAGCAAACCACGUCAUCAUCUUGGCAUAAAUGACAGCUCAGUGAUGCAGGGACAAAGCUACAGUACUCAAAGUCCCUCACAUUCUCAGAAAGCACUUGACCAAGUGAAUACAGCAGAGAACUGUUGUAAAGUGUCAACACAAAGUGAACCAGUUCUGUUUGAUUCAGUAGCGGCACAAGAACAACCACAGUCUGCUCAGAAUAGCAGCACUUCCUCAGGCGUGUCUUCUGGUCCGUCGUUAGGGUCUGUCUCGUCAGAAGGGCUGCAAAACAAAGUGUGUGUUGAUGGGGUAGCUAAGAAAAAUACAUUUGCUACUUAUACAAUUGAUGCAUUGUGCAAAACCUCAGUUUCCGGAAGAUCGGACACAAAGUCUGUUGAAAAAGAUAGUCUUAAAUGUGAUUUAGUGUCGUCAGAAACCAAGAUGACUUGUAACAGCGGUGUGGAAGGAAAUGAUUUGGUUGUAAAUUCUGGUGCUAGGUUUAUGGAAUUCACUGAAAGCGUUACUGCAAGUAAACCUGAUGGUGAAAGUGAACAAGAGCUUAAGGAUAAAAACUUUCCUUCUAACGUCAGUGAUAAUCUUGCAAGAUAUUGGGACAAUGCGUCUACAUCACAGAACUCGUCUAGUUAUGUAGUCGAUGGUUUGUCUCAGCAAAUGGUGCCUUCAGGUAAAGAAGGAUCAGUAUUUUCAUCGGUAGACACAAACUUCCAGUCAGCCAGUUCCUGUGCAACGUUUGGAAGUAAAAGCUGUUCCGCACCCAACGAAUCUAACAGUGAUCCUGCGAUGAAUGAGCAGGACAAUUUCGGAGAAAACCAACUGCUCAGCUCGAACAAUCCCAAGCUGAUGGAACAGACUCCAGACUGCAAGAAAGAAGUGUGCGUAAGCGAAGAUUCCAAAGGAGGGUUCGUGGUAACUAGUUCAAGCAUUGAACCACAGUCUGAUGCCACCCAGAAUUGCAGUGUUAGUGUGGCCUUGACAGACCAGGGACGAGACCGGCAGGUCCUUCCGGUGGCUGGGAAAAGUGCUCGUGAUGAUAGCAAGCCUGAUGCGGCAAGUCCAUCCGCAGAAGGAAAGGCACUCGGUCUCCGUACCGAUGCAAGCGAUUGUCUACCUGGUGCUUCCCCCAGCAAUGUUCCUAGGACAGGGGAGGAGCUCUUGCAACCACCACGAUGUUCAGCACUAGCGUCAGAGAAGUUGUAUGGUGAACCAUUGCAUGUCAACUCGAGAGUUCCUGUUUGUGAUACGUUGCACGUUGGCGUAGCAGCUUCCUACACGAACAGCAGUUCUGUGAGAGAGCAUGUUGCUUUCACGCAGGUGCCAGACUUGAACGUGCGCUCGGAAAUGCUUUCUCCUGCUGUGGGCCCGGCAGGAAGCGCUGCGUGCACUUCAACUCGCCAUGGUGUUAGUCAAAACUCUUUAAUUUCAAAACACAUCGUCACAAGCGGUGUCAACACACAUUCAGAUUCUGGCUCCCAGUUGACGUUCUCCACGAUCGACGGAAGGUGCAGGUCGUCGCUGCAGCACAGGCACGAGCCGCUAGCUUCGACAGCUGCGACAGCUGCGACAGCUGCGACGUUGACCUCGGUCGUUGACUCAUCCUCUCAAAGCCAGACCCUGGCCUGCCCAGCAAGUGGCAACAAGUGCACCGUCCCGUCGCAACAGCAGAAUGACACAGCUGCAUCUGCUCAGACUUCUGUAGAAGCAGUCCACGCUUCUCAGCUACGGCCUCUCACGCCGUGUGCAGCGAGGAACAUUUGCACUUUGUCUCCCCUUAAGCAGCAGGAGUCGGUGGUUUCACAUCUUCCCUCGCUUACGUCUGUUCACACGCUUCCUCAGACACAGCCGUACGUAACGUGUGCGGUCAGCAGCGACAUGCGUUACUCGUCAUCGCAGCAGAAACUGGGCUCUGGAGUUUCAGCUACAAUUCCUGCCGUGCCGGUUCACGCAUUUGACCAGGCCGAGGCACAAGCGUCAUUCUCUGUCGGUGGUGACAAGUCAUCACCACAACAGAAACACGAACCAGUUGUUUCAAUAUCGCAUACAUUCACACCAAUUCACACACAGUCGCUGACACAGCAACACGUGACUUUUUCAAAUAGUGACAAGUUUGUGCCGACAUUACAACAGAAGUACGAGUCUACAGCUUCAACAUCUAAUUCAUUCACACCAGUUAACACGUUCGCCCAACUGCAACCACCGCAGCCAAAUGUUAGGUUUUCUAGCGGUAUAUCAGUACAGCAGAGACAUGAAGCAUCUACAUUCAUGCCAAUGCACAACACAAUUCAAACACCUUCCAGUGUUAACAGUACCACCAGUAAUUUGGCUUAUUCCGAAAGAGAAUUCUCAGCAUCCACAUUCACACCCGUUUCACAGAUAUUGUCCGACAUUCGAACCCAGUCAUCUGCAUUUCCGAAUGUGAACUGUACUUCAGCUAGCCACUCAUGGCUUCCUACAUCAGGUAAUGAUAAAAGUUGGUUUUCUAUGAGCAAACUACCAAACUCGGUUUCUGUAGCACAUCGAAAAACAGACAUCACCAAAGAGACACCAUCAUCAUCUGCUAACCUUUCUCUUCAAACAAACGAGUUUCCAAGCGACAUUUUUGCAUCUUUGCAAGUCCCAUCUGGGGGACAGCAUCCAGAAUCAAUUUCUCCAACAGCUGCUUUUCUGUUGGCUUUCCCGUUGGUGUCGAGCUCUAAAGUGUCGGACAUGAUCGAUCCACAGGACGUAGAUUGUGACAGUUUACACGGAGCAUCAUCUCUGCUCCAGAUUGGCAACAUCGAUCACUAUUCUGCUACCAAGAAAGAUGCGUCCACAGUGUCAUCUUCCUCGCAGCCUACAAACAUUCAACCACCUGCGCUGAAGUAUCCGUUGUCCGGCAAGGGUCGAGCUGGUGUUAAUGUUGCAGAAACAGGUGACAAAUGUUUCACCGACCGAGAGUUCUACCUUCCAAAUCAGCCUUUGUUUGAUCAAAAUCACAAACAAAAUAUGGGGACUAAGAAUGCAGCUGUGAUGAAAAGCCCCAUCAUUUCCACCUCUGUUAGUAGUAACAUGUCUGAAAUGUGUGGUAGGCAGAACAUUGUGAACCGAAGUGUUGGCACCCAGUUUAAAUUGACUGACAUGGGUGGAGCUAAAUCUGUCAUGUCCAGCGCCGUUUCAAAACAGUGCACACCGUCAUCAUUUCAGACGUCUUAUAGCUCUGCAGUUUCUUCGGUUGCAAAUGCAGUUUCAGUGACUUCGAGUCACAGGGCGAAUGCAUCAGCCGCUAGUGGUCGAGCAGACCUGAAACCAAACACAUCUUUUGGUUCUCAUCCUGUUUUCCCCAGCGCGGGGAUGCCUUACGUGGCACCAGCGAGCUCACUUCCAGUUCAGUUUCACUCUCAAGACAAAUCCAGAAACAAUCAUGGGGAAACGCCUUUUACCAUCACCGGCAAGGAACAGAGUUUUGGAAUCUCCGUUGAUAUGUCUGAUUUGAAGUGGGGCCAACACAAGAGUCAUAACUUCGAGAAGCAGAAUACUGCCGGAUCAUUCAGCACCAGUAAACCUGACAGUUUUCUUAAAGAUAGGAUGUUGCAGGGGCAUUCGUCAGUCAGCAGUUCAGAAACUGGGGACCUAAACUUGUACAAAGCUAACCUGUCUUUGCACAAUAAUGAGACCUUCAAGUAUGAGCCAUCGCAGGCGUGUUCCACCGCAACAUCGAUUCCUAAUGCCGGCCAGGGUGUCCCUUCCUUGGUGAGCAACCCCCCGUACAACCAGAGCGUGUUUCCCGGGUAUGGGUACGGGUCAGUUUCGUCACACUCUAGCGUGCCUUCUUACAGCGGGAAUCAGGGGGUGCUGGGGGUGGUCUCCAGCUCGGGAAGUGUUGGUGUCCUCCCGUGGACCACGUCGGUGUCCGGUGUCGGGCACUGCAGCGGGGCAAGCACGUCGCAGAACGUCGUGGGGACGUUACAUCAUCACCCUCCCGCCUCGCAGUUCACGAUGCCGCAAACCACUGCCAUCACCGCCAACUGCCACAACCACUACGGGGCCAACCCGAACUAUCUGCCGUCCAGUAAACACGCAGCUGUCACUAGUGUCGGACAAGGGACAGUUGGCAGCAAUGCGAAAAAUCUGGAAGGUGUUUCCACCAAGUUAACCAAUUCUUUUGGUAGCAAAUUUGUGAAAAGUUGCGAGCAGAAAGGGCUGGACAGCAGACACCAACAGGCGAUGAGUCACGAGAUGGGGAUGUUCAGUUCUGGCCCAGACACAUCGGUCAUGAACUCUGAAACCACGGACACUUUCAAGUUCCCGCUGCUGCCCGACCAGCCCCCGGGGUACCAACAACACCCGCACCGUCCGCCGGUCAACUGGAUGACCACGCCAGCCGUCACGACCAACCAGAGCAAACAGGCGUUCGGCAUGUGUUCCUCAGAGGUGCCCAGCUCCUCGCAGCUUGACAGUCAACCCGCAAGGAGCAGCUCUUAUUUCACGAUGGCCAACCUGGACCCCACAGUCUUCACCCAGAGCACGUCUUCGUGUUACGGGAACACCGCACUGCCUCAGAACCUCCCGAGCCAGGCGAAGACCUCGUCAGAGAAGCAGCAAAACACAUCUGCAGCCAUUUCCUUUGCUAACGAAGCACCGAGCGAUUCCGGUAGAUCGGCCCUGCAUAAUUCCGGAAUGCAUGCUUCGCAGAUUCAACAAAAUGAAUUCUAUGCUGCACCGUGGACUCAAAUAAAGCCACCUUUCCAAACUGAAACCGUCUCGGCAGAUGUGAACAAUUUAUUUGUCCCUUGCACACUGCCAACUUUAGUCGGCGAUUUGGCUCUGGGUACGGGCUGUGUAUUGAGUACUGUGGAAGAGAACAAUGCUGGUAAACCUUUCAGUAAUUCAGAUUUUAAUGAGAUUGGACAGCCUGCCAAAGAACAAAAACUAGAGAUAAACAGGAGACAGAUGAAGAACAGACAGGGUACCAAGGACACAGAUCGUAAAAGCAAAGCUAACAUUGACUGCAGCCACGAAUUUGCCAGCGUCUCGCAUGCGGGAGUGAGUAGUGUUGGUAGCUCCUUCUUGUCAGUGAGUCAGCUUGUGGAUCCUUCCAAGUCUGCAGCAGACACUUCCGGAUGUCACGCAUCCAUGCGAGGAUUCAGUACAAGCAACGGCAGCCAGACCCUCUCGAGCGGGAAACAUUUGCAUCACCAAAAUGCGAGUGCAUGUGUUAAAAGAGAAUCUCGUCCCCAAAGCACCCUCAGUGGCAAGGACGAGUCGAAGAAGAUCGAGCAUUCGUACAAUUUGGCAGGCAACAUGACGUACCAUGUCGAAGAGUUGCAGCAGUCACUACCGUCACAUGAGGCGAAGCGAGAAAAUUCUAAAAGCGAUGAGACGUCAGCUCGUAAUACUUUGAGGCCUGCCACAGUGGAUAAUUUUCACUGGCUUUCUGCCGAAACUAGCUCGAGGAAGUCCAGAGCUGGUGGCCCUGACUUCAAAACGCAACUCGGCACCUAUUCAGCAGAAGCGUUGAUAGGAAUCAGUCAAAAUACUUCUGUAAAUGUCAACGCCUCCCUUGGCUCUUCGCACAAAGUGAUAUCGCUGCCGCCACCGGUUGUGUCCGACAGGUUCGUUAACCAAAAUAGUUACGUCAGUACUCACACUCAGAGGAAAGUGCAGUACGACAACAGUACCCUUCUCCCUGGCAGUUACAUGCGACCUCUCAACCUGCCCAUGUCCCAGAACUUCAUCACGCAGCCUUCGUCUGUUGCCAGUCAGCAGGGUCAGCCGUCUGCCGCACUGCGAUACCCCUUGGCGAGCGUGCCAGAGCCGCAAGUUUCGAGGCAGAAGAUUGGGGGCGUCCGUCCAGCAUCGUAUUUUGCUGCCGGGGCGGACAUCUCGCACGCCAACACAGUUCCCCCAGCGUACGUCCCGGACGUCGCAGGUAGCAGUUGCGAACACAAGGCGCCGGGCGAAAACAAACCCGUCUCCUUCCCCUCGUUCUUGUAUUCAAAAGAGUCGAGCCCUCCCCGGAACGUGAAACAGAGUUUCACGUACUCUCACGCAUCGUCUUCCGCCUCCGUCAACCAGCAUUCUGGCCACGUGCGCUCGAAAACAGAGACUUCCAGUGCAGGCAGCAGCGAGGUCGGAGCGGAUAAAACGACGAGUGCUCACGGCAGCGGCCGACAGGGCGGGGGCGGGAUGAUGCCGUCGCAGAACAUCGCCGGCGGGAACUGCGCGCUGGGGAAGCAGCGCGGGAGGAGACGUGCGCCGGACGCAGCGUCCGUGUCGAGCGUCGGCAACCUGGUGGACCUGGGGUACCUCGGCAUGCCCCCGGGGAUAGGCUCGCCGAUGCUGGGCGAGGAGGGCAUGUACUUCCACGGCGGGCCGCCCGCCCUGUACCCGGGCAUCCCCAACGCCCAGGGACCCUUCUACCCGCCCCCUCGUGCCGCCUUCGCCCCCAGCAGCGCGGCCGCCGCGUCGCCCAGCGCCGCCAACUCCGGAGGCACCACGCUGGCCAACUUCAACCUCAGCACCAUAUUCCCCGAGAUCAUGGACAAGCAGGCUUCAUCAGUGUCCGCUGCAGCGUUCCCCUUCAAGCAGCCUGCCCGGCAGCCGCUGAUGGGAGCGUGUGCCGCUGGCACGCCAGGCUUCCCGCGCGCCCCGCCGACCAACAUCAACGCCUUCCCACACGCCAACACUGCAGCAGCCAGGCCCCAGUGGCUGUAGCGCGCGUCGCGAGACCGGCAACUGAUGAUGGGAGCGCUCCUCAGUCAACAUCCACGCCUAACCUCACGUGAACACCGCUGCGACCAAGUCCCAGUGGCUAUAAGCACGCGUCGAGAAAGACCAGCUUGUUGAUGCUGUACUCUUACCGUCGUACACCUUCGUGUGGGUCCGUACCGCUGUGAAUAGCCGUGUGUUGCCGAGAUGAGCAGGAGAUAUCGUGAAACGCGAGACCGGGGCGUAGCAAGGAUUUUACUCCGAGGAGGGGUAUUUUUGACAGUCGCCCAAAAUUCAUAGUAGUCAUGAUAUUUUAGACCAAUAUUUUAAUAUGGCAUCCUAAAGCCAGUGAUACUUCACACAUGGGCCUAUCUAGGGCAAACAUGAACCAAAAAAACAAAGUAUUUGAAGAGUUACUACAAAAUCGAAGAUUAUUGAUGUUCCAACCAUGGAAUGUUACGGAGGUUACACCCCAACUAACCCUUUUUCCUCUCUGGGGCAGAGAUGCAAAUUGGUGUUUGUGUGUGUGUGCGCGCCUCUAGGAACGGUAUUCCAAGUCGUAUUUGUAUAGUAGCGAAUAAGCACUGCCUUGUUGGAGUACAACCAUAACCUAACUCGCUGUAUUCCAGAACGUGUCCGAACCGAAUCCCAGUACGGGAACAGAUCUGCAAUCGUUUUAAUAAACGGUGCCCUGCGCGAGGCUACGAACUGGUUCCAUGCGCAUUCUAGCGGACGUUUCGCAGCCAUCGAUACAGUUUCUACAGAAAUAUUUCCAGAGAUAGUAGCACCAUCCAACAAAAAUAGAAUGGCCAUUCUAAUAUCAAGUACUUUUAAAGUUGUGGUUAUUUCUUGUCAUGACCAUUAAAGUGUACAUCCCUUGAUGAUCAGAAAAAUGACUUACGUACAAAUUAAUGGUGCCAGACAUGGGCCCGCCAUCUGGAAGAAAAAAUGAGUUCUGCACAAGCGUGGAAUUUGGGCAACAGAUCGCCAACGGAUCGGACACCGAAAUCAGUUCCGUAGAAAUGAGGUACUGGCCGUGUCCAUUCGUGCGUUAGGAGUACGUUUAUGGUACAGGUGUAGCAUAUUUAACACCGAAACCUUAACUUUUGUCUCUUGGAAUACCGGUGUACGUCUCCCAGUGUUGCCAUUGUUAACUCCUGCCGACUCUCAGGUGAAGUUUAACAUAAUUUUGGGAAAACGUUUGGAACGUCAUAUUGUAGGUUCCAACAACUUAUAUAAGGGCUGUGCUACUUGUCACACUUUUGCAUGGACACGUCAUUCUUUUUAAUUUGGCGGACUGAUAGUUUUAUAAAGGAGUGUUUCACAGCUAGUCAUUUGCAGAAGUGUGAAAUAGAAGAUGGGGAACCAGUUAUUUCGCACUUUAUUCUCCCUGCAGGGUCUGGAGUCCGAACAGUGAAGUGUAGAAGAGAGAAUGCUCUCUACCCGUUUGCUUUACUUUGUGAUGUGGUCUUACGACAUAUGCCGCACGGUGUUAAAACAAGUGUGUAUUGCAGGCUUUCACGGCCUUAAUCUUGGCUCUGAGUGGGUUCUCGGCUUCGGAGAUGCUUCCUGCAAUGCAGCACUACCACCGCAGCCAAGAUAGUUCGUUAGUUAAAACUGAUCCCUCGACGGUAGUGCCGUGUCUGUGUGCAGAACCAAGUUCCGUCUCGCGUCUCCUUUGAAGGUGCAUGUUUACUCUCCAGUGUUCAUUGCUGGAGAUGUUGUGCCAUCUCGCCUGCUGGAAACUAUGGAUAGUUUAUUUAUGAUGGGUAACAUCUGGGAAUCCUUCUUUUUCACAGAGAAGAGAGCCAAACGCCCGAUCGUGCAUCUUCAGGUUUUUUUUUUCCAUUGUAAAUAAAUAUGGCGGUGUUGAGAAAAGGAUACUAAUGGUCAAUUAGGUUAGGUUAGCUACAUUAUAAAUAUGUACUUUAAAACAUUGUGGACGGUUGAUUUGGUUAGGAUAGCUACAUUAAAGAUACUGUGAAAUCAGGUAAACUUCGGGUUUGGCUCUCUCGUCUGUGAAAUGUAGGCCAGUAACAUCUUAGCUCUCGGUGUAUGUAAUUCUGUGCAUGCGACGGAAGUAUUUGAAUGGAAAUGUGCAAUGGUGCUGCCAUCCGUGGUUUGUAGAACGUAACCUCAGAUUACAAGACCUACGGUGAGCAAGUUUAUUUUGUUUAAUGCUGCAAAGUAUUCGCUGAUAGAUGCAAGACUUGAGGAUGUGUAAAGUAAAGACUGAUAUUGGACCAGUUGGAUGCUAGACAAAUGUUAAAUAAAGCUCCUUUUGCCAGUGAUCGAAGGUUUAUAUAGCUUGGGUAGGAAAGUUUCAUCGAAACUUCGAAAGUAUGACAACGUAGCAGCAAUGACCUGUACAAUUGUUAUAAAAUAUUUGUUGAGUGGUUUUGUCUACAUCAAUACUGCCAAUAGUCUUUGUUUCACAAUGCAAAUAACUUUGUGUUGACCAGUGCUGAACCACGCGCUGAACAAGCGUUAACAGAUUUUUUUGUAAAUUUUUUUUGUAAAUUACUGUAAAUAAGGUAACAUCAAAUGUUUAAUUUUGCAAUUGUACAUCCAUUUAUUUGAAGUUGUAUUUUGAUGUGUUUUUUGGUACCUGAGCAUUAAACAAUGCAACAAUGAAGUAUUUACUAUCAAA
Bacillus rossius redtenbacheri is the source of this 11674-nucleotide messenger RNA. RefSeq lists its product as uncharacterized. Bases 118 to 9030 code for a protein of 2970 amino acids. Lineage: Eukaryota; Metazoa; Arthropoda; Insecta; Phasmatodea; Bacillidae. The transcript is spliced from 5 exons. Gene Ontology annotation, molecular function: protein dimerization activity. The record is from RefSeq and is a predicted model, not a curated record.